Molecule: messenger RNA, 1410 nt
Organism: Thalassophryne amazonica
Lineage: Eukaryota; Metazoa; Chordata; Actinopteri; Batrachoidiformes; Batrachoididae
Gene: rgmd
Product: RGM domain family, member D
Exons: 3
Coding region: 1-1404 (467 amino acids)
Biological process (GO): BMP signaling pathway
Cellular component (GO): plasma membrane
Molecular function (GO): coreceptor activity
Source: RefSeq, a predicted model, not a curated record
AUGACAGCGCUUUGGGGAAAGAAGACGAAUUUUUGUCCGCUUUCCCGCAGCCGCAGCGUCGAUGAGAAGCAGUCGAGGAUCUCCAUUCUAAGUGAAUGGAUUGGUAUGGGGAGAAGCGGACCUCCGACCGGGGCUAAGCGGCAGCUUUGGGACUGUGUGACGCUCAUCAUGUUCUUUCUCUCGCUGCUCUUCCGACCAGCUCACUGCCAGCAGUGUCGAAUCCAGCGUUGUAAUGCAGAGUAUGUGGCUUCGACAUCACCCUCUAGUGGUCUGCAGGAGGACGUAGCUCUGGAUGUAGACUACUGCAUCGCGUUGCGUGCCUAUGCUCUGUGCACCCGCCGACAGGCACGGAGCUGCAGGGGCGACCUCGUCUACCACUCCGCUGUCUUCCGCAUUAAGGAGUUAUUCUCUCAGCAUAACUGCUCCAGUGAUGGACCCACCUCCUCAGCCAAGCUCCCUAGUACGUCCCGGCCAGCUGUAUUAGAGCUGUGCAACUAUGAGAAUCGGGCCCUCAUGUCAGAUUCAGCUGGUCAGCAGAAGUAUGCCCAUUGUGGAUUAUUUGGAGAUCCCCACCUACGGACUUUCAGAGAUGAAUUUCAGACCUGCAAGGUGGAAGGGGCGUGGCCUCUGAUUGAUAACCGCUUCCUGUCAGUACAGGUGACCAAUGUGCCUGUUGUCCUAGGAUCCAGCGCUACUGCAACAAACAAGAUCACAGUGAUCUUCAAGUCGUACCACGGCUGCACAGAGCAGAAAGUGUACCAGGCCACCACUGACGAUCUGCCCGUGGCCUUCCAGGAUGGCACACGCAGCGGCGGUGAGAGCGGCAGCUUAAUGAUUGUGGAGCGCGGUGGUUCUGGAGCAGGCCGCCACGUGAAGAUCCAGGCCCGCUACAUCGGCACUUCCAUUAUAGUCCGGCGCGUGGGCAGCUACCUGACCUUUGCCAUCCGCGUGCCAGAGGACACCCUGGACUUUUCAGAAGACAGUGGCGGUCUGCAGCUCUGCCUGCACGGUUGCCCGCGCAAUGAGCUCAUCAAAGAGCACACGCUGGGCCGUCAGGGCACGCAACCCCGCCCUUCAGGUACCGGUCAGAGCACCAAUGCAGAGCUGGGCCCUCUGCGACCGCCUCACCAGACCUACACGGUGGAACGGGCUACAGCCAAGUGUAGGGAGACUCUGCAGGUGGAGGACGUGUACUUUCAGUCGUGCGUGUUUGACUUACUGACCACAGGGGACCCUGAGUUCUCUCUGGCAGCUUACGGCGCUCUGGAGGAUUUAAAGGCGCUGCCUCCCAGUAAACUGAAGCAGAACUCCCCGAGGACACCUCGUGUUUACAACCAAGCCGCAGCAGUCAGCAGCACCCACUCACUCCUCUCACUCCUACUCCUUAUUCUGCUGCUUUUGUAAAAAAAA